AAGCAGAAUCAGCAGCUCUUCCUCUGUAAACACUCCGCCCCGGCUUUCGCGAUUGUUGUUGUUUGUCGGAAAUAUCAUUCAAUUGUCAUCAGGCUGCCUGUUUCUUGCGGCGAGUCGUCUUGGCCUGGUCGCUUUACCCAGCAGAAGCCCCAUAUUCACUUUGAAGGAGCAGCCAUAGUCUGCGGCAGUCCUCCUCCCCUCCUGCAUCAUCCCUCCAUCCCAAUUGCUGCCCACCGGUGUCUGCACAGUCCUCAUGGAUGCCACUUUUGACGAGCUUGCCGGGCAUGCACUGGAUCUGCUUAACAAUGCUCCUCCUGACCAGCGCAUUCUGAUCGCCGUCUCUGGAAUCCCUGGCAGCGGAAAGACAACCCUUGGAAAUGUCGUCCUCGACAAGAUCAAUCAGCAAUGGACUGCGCUUCAAACCACAACGACAGCGUCCAGGAUAGCAGCUUUUAUUCCAAUGGACGGCUUUCACCUAACGCGCGCCUCUCUCGCUGCCAUGCCUAAUCCGGAAGAGGCCUUUGCCCGUCGUGGUGCACCAUUCACAUUCGAUCCGCAGUCGCUUCUAGCGCUCGUUCAGGAGCUGCGGAAACCUCUGACGGCUGAUUCGCGUCCGAUAUACGCACCCUCGUUCGACCAUGCGAAAAAGGAUCCGGUCGAGAAUGACAUUGAGGUUCUGCCCACCGAUCGAGUUCUCAUUAUUGAGGGCAAUUACCUGCAUUUAGAUGAAGAGCCGUGGAGUGCCAUCGCAGGAUUGAUGGACGAGCUAUGGUUUGUCCGUGUCGACCGCGACAUUGCGCGGCGACGGAUAAUCAAAAGACACAUAAAAGUCGGUAUCGCAAAAGACGAGCAAGAAGCCGCCAAACGCGCCGACGAAAACGAUCUCGUGAACGGUGACUACAUCAUCGCUCAUUCCCUCACGCCCCAUCGAGUAAUCAUCAGCAUUCAGGACAACAACUACUCUGAUUAGUGUGUGUGUGUGUGUGCAUCUUGCGUUAGCCAGCAUUUAUUUCUUUUACUACUUUUUCUCGCUUGUACGAUUCCGUGAGUGAAAAAGUCUUUGUCCGUGUUUGUUGGUGUACUUUCUUUGCAAGUGUGUUGUGUUUUGAUUUGUAUCGGGUUAGAACAUGUACUCUCAGUUUUCU
Myxozyma melibiosi is the source of this 1145-nucleotide messenger RNA. Its product is annotated as P-loop containing nucleoside triphosphate hydrolase protein. The coding region runs from base 254 to 970 and encodes 238 amino acids. Gene Ontology annotation, cellular component: cytoplasm. Gene Ontology annotation, molecular function: kinase activity; ATP binding. The record is from RefSeq and is a predicted model, not a curated record. Lineage: Eukaryota; Fungi; Ascomycota; Lipomycetes; Lipomycetales; Lipomycetaceae. The transcript has 5 exons.